GUUUACGGAAAAGGAAAACAUGAGCUGAAAACUUCAUCGUUAUAAGUAGUUUUUAAGGCUGCUAGCGUUUGGAUGCACAAACAUGCUCCGUGUGUUUGUGCUCUUGAUUUUUAACGUGAACGCUUACUGCAUGUAUCUGAACUGGACAUCACAUGACAGACCAAACAUAGUCAUGAUCAUGUCUGACGCCUUCGAUGGUAGGUUAACCUUUCAACCAGGCAAUAAAGUUGUACAACUCCCUUACAUCAACUAUAUGAGGGAAUUGGGUUCUGUUUUUCUGAACUCAUACACAAAUUCACCCAUCUGCUGUCCGUCCAGGGCAGCCAUGUGGAGUGGACAGUUUGUGCAUUUGACACAGUCCUGGAACAACAAUAAAUGUCUUCAUCCCAAUGCCACAACAUGGAUGGACGACUUAAGAAAGAGUGGUUACCACACUCAUAGCAUGGGGAAACUAGACUACACCUCUGGCCAUCACUCUGUCAGUAAUCGAGUGGAGGCCUGGACCAGGGAUGUUCCUUUCCUGCUGAGACAGGAAGGCCGUCCGGUCACAGAUCUUGUGGGUGAUGCGUCCACAAAGAGGGUGAUGAUUAAAGACUGGACCAUCACUGAUGCUGCUGUCCAGUGGAUACGAAACACUACAGCAUCUCUCACGCAGCCGUUUGCACUGUACCUGGGGCUGAAUCUUCCCCAUCCAUACCGCACCGACUCACUGGGACCCACAGCAGGAGGCUCUACUUUCCGAACCUCCCCGUAUUGGCUAAACAAGGUUUCUUACAAUCAAGUGUCUGUUCCAAAGUGGCUGCGGUUUGAAGAUAUGCACCCUGUGGAUUACUACUCCACCGUCACUAAAAAUUGCAGUGGCCACUUCACAGAAGAAGAGAUCAGAAACAUAAGAGCCUUUUAUUAUGCAAUGUGUGCUGAAACAGACGGCAUGUUGGGUGAAGUAAUGGCGGCUCUCAGAGACACUGGCUCGCUGAACAAGACAGUCGUUCUUUUCACGUCAGAUCACGGCGAUCUAGCCAUGGAACACAGGCAGUUUUAUAAGAUGUCCAUGUUUGAGGGCAGCUCUCAUGUUCCUCUACUUAUAAUGGGCCCAGGAGUGAAGUCUGGCUUUGAAGUCAGUCUACCGGUGUCACUGGUGGAUAUAUAUCCUACUGUGCUUGAUCUUGCUGGUGUCCCACAGACAGGGGGCCUCAGUGGUCACUCGCUGAUCCCUCUGAUAUCUCAAGUCAGCAUUCAUUCAGCUGAGCCUCAUCCUGCCUGGGCGUUCAGUGAAUAUCAUGGUUGCAAUGCCAACACCUCCACUUAUAUGCUGAGAAUUGCUGAGUGGAAGUAUAUCGCAUAUGCAGAUGGCUUGAUUGUUCCUCCGCAGCUCUUCAACUUGUCCAAAGAUGAGUCAGAAUUGAGAAACGUUGCAUCACAAUUCCCUGAUGUUUGUCAGGAUUUGGACAAGUUGCUACGAUCUAUUGUGGAUUACCCCAGUGUUUCAAAAUCUGUUCACCGCUACAACAAGCAGCAGUUUCUGGAAUGGAAGCAAAGUCUGGGGGACAGUUACUCUCAGGUCAUAGCCAGCCUACGAUGGCAUAUUGACUGGCAAAAAGAUGCCAAGUCUUAUGAGAGAGAUAUUGAUGAGUGGCUGUUAGGGUUGGACUGAACAUCCGUUUUUUUGUCUUUUCGUAUUACAUGAAACUUCGGAGGAAAUGCGGAUAGUGUGAUGAUGCAAUGUCGUUAAUCAAAUUAAGUGCUAUAACAUGUAAAAUGAGAUCAUGCAAGGAACAUUCAAAAAGCAACACUUGUAAACACCUUAAUCAUAUUAUUGUCUUAUUCAGGUAAAGGCAAAUCAUUCCAUUACUAAUAUCCAUGUAAACAAAUAUUCACUGUGGUCUGGUUUGCUACCCAGACAGUGUACUUGAAGCACAGUUUGCAUCACAUAAGGCUUAGGAUAAUGUCUGUGGUUGCUUAAUUAGUUGCGCUUUACUUGUGAAAUUACAUUUCAAGAUGUGAUUUAUCAUGUUUCUAAAGAUAUUAAUUUAAUUAUUUAAAUAAAUGCUCAACCCUUAGAACAA
This is a messenger RNA of Danio rerio (zebrafish), 2066 nucleotides long. RefSeq names its product arylsulfatase family, member K (gene arsk). Gene Ontology annotation, molecular function: arylsulfatase activity; glucuronate-2-sulfatase activity. Gene Ontology annotation, cellular component: extracellular region; lysosome. NCBI's taxonomy places the organism in Eukaryota, Metazoa, Chordata, Actinopteri, Cypriniformes, Danionidae. The record is from RefSeq and is marked provisional.